Adineta ricciae is the source of this 1674-nucleotide messenger RNA. NCBI's taxonomy places the organism in Eukaryota, Metazoa, Rotifera, Eurotatoria, Adinetida, Adinetidae. The record is from the annotation of a GenBank genome assembly.
AUGGCUGAGCGUCUUAUGGAAACGGCCAGUGAAAUUUCCACACAUUUCCGCUGUGAUCAUUGUGGUAUUACGAUCGACGACGUGGCUUGGAGACAAUGUAAAAUUUGUAAAAUAUUCGAUCUAUGCCAUACUUGUGGUAAAAUGAAGUACAAUCAACUAUUAGCGAGUGUUCGUAAUGAUCAUAUGCAGAGACACACGGAACUUGGUGAGCUUGAAUCGAUUACAGACGAUUGUAUCGAAAAGAUAGCCGUUGAACAAGCUGAAGCCAAUAGUCAAACAAUUCGAAACAAGAUCAGAGAGGAACAUUUGAAUCGUAUACAAAAGGAAAAGAAAAUAUCCAAUGACUAUGAUAUGUCAAUCGUUAUGGAUGAAUUAGAAAAACUGAAGAAAACAUCAUCAUUAUCAUCGAAAGAUAUCGAAUGGCAUGGACUGGAUUCAUUACUUGCAAGAUAUCAUCUAGAAGCACAUGAACGAAACAUACGUAUACUGAGUUUAGAUGGUGGAGGUGUGCGUGGCUAUAUGCCGAUUAAGAUUGUUUCUGAACUAAUUGCACAAAAGUAUCUGUCUCUGAAUGAACCAUUUGAUCCACAUAAUGCAGAACAUAAGGAAGCAUUUCAAAAAAUACAAGGAAAAUUUACUGAGCAAUUCGAUUAUUUCGUUGGUACGAGUACAGGUGGACUUAUCGCCUUUUGCUUAGCGAUGAACUACAGUGUCUUGAAGAUGAUGGACAUCUAUGCGGAUUAUUCAUAUUAUUUCUGGCGCAAUUAUCUCGGACCAAUUAUUUAUUCGAAAUAUAAUCCAGCUCGUAUUCAUCAAAAGAUCGACGAUAUUAUCAACAGUCUCUCGUUCAAAAAUGGAACAAAAUUAUCAGCAGAAAACGCGACAUUGCUUGAUAUUCGCAAUAUCUUAAAUCAGGACGAUGUUAUCACUAAUGAUCAAGUUCAAUUACGCGCUUCUAAUCAUGGAAAUCUAUUAGAGUUCGUCGAUGACACAAACAACAUCGACAGCGCCAAUCGCGUUACCAAUGACUACAGUUUUCAUCGAAUCUAUCGUGAAAAAGUCUUACUCAUUACUUCAUACAACACAACAACAAAUAGCAUUACGAUAUUCAAUACAAGUUACGCUCCACAUUGGAAUUAUCGUAUUGCUGAUGUGUUGAAAGCGACUAUGGCUGCUCCGACGUAUUUUCCACCAAUGGAAAUCUUUACCGGAAAGAAAGUCGAUGGUGUCUUUCGAAAAGAUGCGCAGUCAGAAUUAUUCAUCGAUGGAGGUGUAUUCGCUAAUGAUCCCGAACUAUCAGCACUGUGGGCCAUUCGAAUGCAAUGGAAAAAACCGGCGAACUAUCAUUUGCUUUCGAUUGGCACUGGUUGCUAUAAGACAGCAUUAUCCUCGUCGACUUGGGGUGGUUAUCUCGGAUGGAUAAUGAACAAAGGUUAUUUAGUAAACACAUUGAUGGAUGCACCGCGUAGUUUCAUCGAAAUUAUUGGAAGUAAUCUGGCAAAAUUCAGCAACAUCAGACGAAUGAAAUUGAAUUACAAUAUGAAACGAUCAAUGGCUUUGGACGAUGGUGAAUUCGUUCGUGUAUUCGAUAAAGAAUGGGAACAAUUAAAAACCGAAGAAGACUAUAAAGCUUUUGUUUAUUUCUAUGAUAGCUAUAUCGUUAAACGAAUUUGA